Molecule: messenger RNA, 6673 nt
Organism: Cavia porcellus (domestic guinea pig)
Lineage: Eukaryota; Metazoa; Chordata; Mammalia; Rodentia; Caviidae
Gene: Sar1b
Product: secretion associated Ras related GTPase 1B
Exons: 7
Coding region: 177-773 (198 amino acids)
Biological process (GO): vesicle organization; membrane organization; intracellular protein transport
Cellular component (GO): COPII vesicle coat; endoplasmic reticulum exit site
Molecular function (GO): GTP binding; GTPase activity
Source: RefSeq, a predicted model, not a curated record
UCGCGGCGCCGCGGCCCGGGGACCUUCGCCACUGAGGCACCGCCCGCCCGGAAGGACCCGAAGCGAGCUGGGGCCACGGCAGCCAUCGCGCACUGCUGUUCUGCUCCGAGGGUGCGGGGCCGACGUCAAGCGAGGAAUUGCAUUCGCUCCCGUCGCAGACCCUAUAAGAUCUGGAUAUGUCCUUCAUAUUUGAUUGGAUUUACAGUGGUUUCAGCAGUGUGCUACAGUUUUUAGGAUUAUAUAAGAAAACUGGUAAAUUGGUAUUUCUUGGAUUGGAUAAUGCGGGAAAAACAACAUUGCUACACAUGCUAAAAGAUGACAGACUUGGACAACAUGUCCCAACAUUGCAUCCCACUUCAGAAGAACUGACUAUUGCCGGUAUGACUUUUACAACUUUUGAUCUGGGUGGACACGUUCAAGCCCGAAGAGUUUGGAAAAACUACCUUCCUGCUAUCAAUGGCAUUGUAUUUCUGGUGGAUUGUGCAGACCAUGAAAGGCUGUUAGAAUCAAAAGAAGAACUUGAUUCACUAAUGACAGAUGAGACCAUUGCUAAUGUGCCUAUCCUGAUUCUUGGGAAUAAGAUUGACAGACCUGAAGCCAUCAGUGAAGAGCGGUUACGAGAGGUGUUCGGCUUGUAUGGUCAGACAACAGGAAAGGGCAGUGUAUCACUGAAAGAACUCAACGCCCGGCCCUUAGAGAUUUUCAUGUGCAGUGUGCUCAAAAGGCAAGGUUACGGAGAAGGCUUCCGCUGGUUGGCGCAGUACAUUGAUUAACACCAGCCUGCGCCGGCACAGGCCUGCUCGGAGAGGUGAUUGCUCAACGUGCAGAACUUGAAUUCAAUAGACUUCUGUUGGUUUUAAAAUAGCUGUUUUUUAGAAUAUUAAUUACAUCAACUUUACUUGAGUGAGAAUUGAAAACUGAUCCAAGUAAGUUUGUUAGUUUCUAAUUCCACGCAAAUAGUUUUACAAUUUAUAAUCUGACACCACUCGGGCCCCAUUUAUAAAGUGCAGCUUCCCAGCAGUACCGAGGAAGCACUUCUUAACGAUGUGAAACUAAAUACAAACCCUGUUUAAAAGCUCAUCAUGUUAAAUUUUUUAUGUACUUUCUGGAACUAGUUUUUAAAUUUUAGAUUAUCUGUCCACCUCUCUUAGACAUACAGUUAAUAAUGAGUUCAUUAUGAUGCUUGCAUGAUGCCUUACGGUUUUCAGUGACACUUUUCUUAUGCAAACAUCAUGCAAUAAAACAGACUCUAACGUGUGGCACCGUGUUGGGCAGACGUCUCAUUUGAAUGUGUCCUAUCUGGCCAGCGUCUCUGAAGACCCCAUGUUUAAUAUUCUGCACGUGAGAAGGCCGUUAGGAAAGGAGCCCGUAUAACCCUAAAGGCUCGCAUGUUCCCUGGGACAGCUUCUGCCAGGACCGAGGUUCCCCUGGAAUCACACAUUUGUAACCAGCAGCGCUGCUGUCACCUGCCCGGAGACUGUGUCCCAGUCCUGUGCUCUCGUGGGCUUGGCCUCCAGAGGCAAGCUGUGCUGUUUCAUCCCAGUGCAUCAUGUCGAAGUGAUCCGGUCUCACUGGUGACCCGUUUGGCAUCUGUGCUGCUUCCCUGGGAGGAGUGACCGCCACAUGUGGAAGUCCCCAGUCUCGCAGGGCCCCGCCAGGGCCAGCAGCAGAUAGGAGCGCCUGCAGUUUUAGUGUGGCGUCCUGAGUGUCUGAGGAGUGGCAUGUGUUGUUUCCUGAGAGAAAGAAAGUGAAUCCUUGUUUCUAAUUUCUUUUUCCCACUUGCUCUCACCAAGACUUGUUUUUGGAUAUAAUGCUUCCUGGGCAGACACUACUCUGAGGCCUGCCUCACUGCUGCACUUACUAAUAAAAUGUUAGCUUUUUAUUGUUUCUGCUUUUGCAACAGGAUUUUGCUAUGUGGUCCAGUUUGGCCUUGAACGUACGACCCUCAUGCCUCAGCCUCCCAAAUGGUGGGGUUACAGACAUGUACCACCAUAUCUGGGAAAUUUUUAGUUUUUAAAAAGCACUAUAACUUAACUUGUUUUUUUGUUUGUUUUUUUUUGGUCUUUUUCAUUUUUAUCGGUACCAGGGAUCGAACUCACGACCGCCUGCUAGCAAGGCAGGUGCUUAUGCCGCUAAGCUAAAUCCCCAGCCCCUGUUUGUUUGUUUUGUUGUUGUUUGUUUUGGGGGGGAUUUUGUCAUUUUUUGGUAUGGGAAUCGAACUCACAACCUCAAGCUUGCUAGACAGGUACUGUACCACUGAGCUAUAUCCCCAAUCCUUUGGUCUGUCUUUUUGAGGCAGGGUUCCACUGUGCAGUUCAAACUGGCCUUCAUUUUGUAGCCCAGGCUGGACUUGAACUCACAGCAAUCCUCCUGCCUUAUCCCCCCAAGUGCUGGGAUUAUAGGUAUGUAAAAGCACUAUAAUUUUAGAAGUUGUUAUUUUUCAUAUAUCUGAAAUUUCCAUCUCAUUAAGAUAAAAUGAAAAAUAAGUGCCAAAAAUGUAUUUGUUUUGUUUUCAUUUUUUUGAGACAGGGUUUUACCAUGUAGCCUAGGCAGGUCACAAAAUCACAGUGAUCCUUCGGCUUCAGCCUCCUAAGUGCUGGGAUUACAGGCAUGUAAAACCACACCCAGCUUUUAAAUUUAAAUUUUCUUCUAAUUAUAAAUCAAGCUUUUUUGGUCUUUGAUUUUUUUUUUCAGUACAAAGGAUCAAAGCCAGGGCCUUGCACAUCCUGGGCAAGCACUCUCCCACUGAAUUAGUGCACAGCUCAGCCCCUUCACCCCCUUUUUUUGAGAUAGGGUUUGCUACUUUGUAGUUCAGGCUGGCUUCCUGCCUCAGCCUCCCCUGCGAUUACAGGUAUGUGUGAUGUGUGUCCCACACCUGGCUCCACCCUGUUUUUUUUUUACAUUUUAUCUUGAGCCAGGUAUGGUACACAACUGUAAUCCCAACGCUGGGGAGGCUGAGGCGAGAGGAGCCUUUCAAGUUCAAGGCCAGUUUGAACAUAAUGAAACCCUGUCUCAAGAAAAAGGCAAAAAUUUUUUUAUUUUGAGAGUAUCUCUAAAUUGCCAAGUCUGGCCUUGAACUUGUGAUCCUCCAGCCUCUGCUCCCUAAGUAGCUGAGAUCACAGAUGUGUGCCACCAUGGCUAGCAUAAAUCAGGUGUUUUUUAACUAAUUCCACUGCAGUUGGAUUAUGCCAAGAAGUUGUUCCCGUUUCAUCGAGAAUUAUUUUCAUAUCACAAGGACCACUUUCUCUAAGCACUGUGCAGGUGAGGGUAGCGCGGUCUGUGUUGGUGAAGCACCCCGUGAAGCAGGCGCAGGUGACCUGGAGAGAACUGGUUUGCAAAGCUGAGAAGGUCAUUCCUAAGGUUUGGUUCUAGCAGUUUGGCUGGUCUCUUUCACUUUCAACUUCCUGCUAAAUGAAAAUAGCUAGAAACAUCAUUAGCAUGAAGGGGAAGGUCAGCUUAUCUGCCAGCCAAGAUAAAGUCAUUCGUCUUCACGUCCUGCGCAGAGCUCAGCCUCCUGAGAGCUACCCUCUUACUCAUCCGGGACAUGCCUCUCCACAAGCAUUUCCUAGAGGAGCCACUGCAAUACUGUGUUUUGUCAGAAAUUGGUAUAAAGGAAAAAGCUUACAGGAUUCCCUGGAGGGGAAAGAUGCUUUGUGAUGUUAAGCAGCUUGCUCCAAAACCUUCAUUCUGGCCUCAACACCAGCAUCAAAGAAACAGAGCCUUUCAUGGGCCACAGCUGACGGAGACCUCCUCCCAGGGGUGUGAGGCUCUUUGGCCUCUAGAAAUGAAACUGCAUUUAGCAGCAGUCCACUCUCCCGCUCCCAGGGUCCCAGCUGGAGCACAGCGCCCUGAACACAGCUCUCCCUCCGGAGGCCAGUUAGGGCACUUGGAGGGCAGCUCUGCAUGUGCACCUGUGGGUAUGUGCCCUGCGGUGUUGCCCGGGUAAAUGUCAGGGACGUAGCUCCAUGCUGCACCAAAAGAUAGUAAGAUGUGAUUAUUAGCACUACUGCGUGAAGUCAAGAGUGGACUCCCUGUAAAUCAGCUGUGCAGGGGCUGGGGAUUUAGCUCAGCGGCAUAAGCGCCUGCCUUGUAAGCAGGCAGUCGUGAGUUCGAUCCCUGGUACCGAUAAAAACGAAAAAGACAAAAAAAAAAAAAAAAAAUCAGCUGUGCAAAAGCCGUUUUAAAAUCUAAAACUAAAAAUAUCAGGUCUCAAGCGCUGUUUUUGGUUUAUUGAGACAAGGUCUCGAGGUGUAGUUCAGGCUGGCCCUAAACUCACUAAGUCACCCAGGCUGGCCUCGAACUCACACCGAUCCUCCUCAGCCUCCCGGUGCGCCAUGAUGCCUGGCUCCAAGUGCACUUUGGUUUUUAAAGAGCUUUUUUCUUCACACCUAUCUCAGUGACUGCUGUUAAUUAUUCUUUUGGAUCAUAACUGGUUAAGUUGACAAGAUUGCAGUUUACCUCAAUGAAUUUUUAGAAUGGAGAUCAUUUUUAAAUUGGGUAAGACAUUUCCUAAAGUUCAUAAAAAAGUAUUGUUGGGGCUGGGGAUUUAGCUCAGCAGCAUAAGCACCUGCCUUGCAAACAGGCGGUCGUGAGUUGGAUCCCCGGUACCGAUUUAAAAAAAAAAAAAAAAAGAAAGCAUUGUUGUUAACCAGCUGGACAUGGUGGCCCAUGCCUGUAAUCUGAGGCCUUUGGAGGCUGAAGCAGAUGGACUUCUGGGAGUUCGAGGCCAGCCUGGACUCCAUAGUUAGUUAAAAACCAGCUUGAACUACAUAGUGAAACCCUGUCUCCACACACCAAAAAAAAAAAAAAAAAAAAAAAAAAACCAUUGAUAUAGUUGAACUACUGUCUUCAUGUAAGUGCCAAAGAAGUGUGAAUUCAGACAUUAACUGUAUAGAUCUAGUUUAGUUUUGUGUGUCUGCUGCCAUAUACAAAUGUACUGUGGUCUACUUUUCCAUAGUUCCAAGUGGUUGCACUUCUCCAUAGCACUUUCUAGAAUAUAAACCACUUGUCAGUCAUUAAAAUAGAAUGGGCAGCUGUGAUAAUGGUGUUUCCUGCCUUCUGGAAAAUGAUUUCAUUAGCCACAUUCAGAUUCUAGCCCUGGGCCGUGGGGGGCUCAACGGUGUUUCUCUUGCCUAGUGAGUGUGAAGCCCUGGGUUUGAUCUCCAGCACUGCAUGAAAAGAAGAAUCACUUUUACAGGUUGCAUCAUUUAAAGCAGUUUACUUCUAGCUGUCAUUUUAGGGGAGAGUUUACAUUUUUUUCCGAAGCUCAGUGUGGUGUUUCAGCCUUGUUAAUCAUUCACACAGCUGAAGUCUGUAAGGAUGUCUGCCAAGUAAAAGUUGGUGAGAGUCCACUGCCAUCAUCCUUAAAGUCCCUGUUGCUAAAAAUGAUAUGUUUGGGUCAUUCUAGAUAUAUGUAAAAAUUUGGAUUCUGAUUCAAAAAAAUCUUCAAGAAAGCAUGAAAAAGUAGAGAUUAGCAAAUAUAAAUUCCUGCAUGCAAAAUUAAUAGAGAAUAAAAGCUUACAUUAAGAUAACAGUGAACAGAUCUUGCUGUAUGUACUUUUGUUCAGAAAGCAGUGUUGUUUUUAGCAUGUUUCAGUUAAGGACUGAAUUACCAGAAGUACCUAUUGAUGCUGCUGCCCAUUUGUUUUCUUCAUUUGAAACUUAAGUUGGGGCUUCCUAACAACCACAACAAAACCCAUGUUCUUGGGAUAAGGACUGGGACUUUGUUAGAAUCCUGUACCGCCCUCCCCCCAAACAUUCCCACCGCACACCUAGAUUUAAAAGCUCCCGGGUGUGAAGGGAAUCCACAGAGCCUAGGAAGAUGCAGCUCUGAGCCAGCUGACUUCUGUUCUCGAGACUUAGAACAUUAAUAGCUAACAGUCCACUGCCUGAUUGUUUAGGACUUUGACCACACUUUAAAAUAGAAUCCAAAGUCAUCAAAGGAAAGUGAGCGGGGUUAUCUAAAGCAAACUUCUUUUCAGGAGCCCCUGGCCCCUAACGGAUUUUGGGACAUAAACAGGAAAGUGAUGUCAUGCAGAAUUAUUUUUGGAAGAGCGGUACUGGAGCGCAUGGAUUCUUCAGCAUGUGCUCUAAGUGAGGGGCUGGGUUUAAAUAUUUGGGGUAAGAGUGACAGUUCUGUAGUGUUGUCAUAAGGUGUCUGCAUUAGCAGGUAUAAAGAUUCCUGUCCAAAUGGCCAGCUUCACGUGGCUUUCUGUGCGAUUCCCUGGUGCUGCUCCUAACUGGACCCCCCUAAGCAGCUGCCCCAUGAGGUACCAGCGUGCGGGUGCAGAGGACCAGGUGGGGUGCGGCAGCCCCCAUACCUGGGAGGGGUGAAGGCCUUCCGCUGGACACCGAGCUGGGUGGCUGGCGAGUCAGGGGUGAGCUGUUCAUCACUAACUUACGUGGUUGCACUUCCGUGCCCCACUGCUGGCACUAGGCCCUCAGUGUGAGUGUAGUGUGAGUGUAAGUGUUAGAGAAGUGCAAUCGUGAAGCAUAAUCGCUGUGAAGGUGUUUCUGUGCGCUUUGUGCCCUUCAUGGAGAACAGCUAUUGUAGACGGUUAAAUGUUUUGAAUUGUAUCUGUAUGUUAUUUUGAUUAUGUGCUAUUAUCAUUCACUCUCUCUGAAUUUGAGUGUCAGGAAGAGGAAAAUAAAAUGCUAACCUGAUUGUGCAGGA